UUUAGUCUGUUAAGCUAUGAUUGUUGCGUGUUGUGUUUGUGUUGUGUUUUUUCAUGUAGCCGAGAUGGCAAUAACUACAAACGGUACUCGAGCAGCGCCAUCUCUGGAAUUUCUAAUCGUGAUCAGCAAGCACGGGGCGCGCACUCCAACGCACACCUAUCCUACAGACCCGUACAGGAACAUCUCCAUGUGGCCGGACGGCAAAGGGCAGAUUACUAGGGUAGGUAAGCAACAGAUGUACAGGGUGGGUCGAAAACUCCGUCACUUGUAUAACGGAUACCUGAGCCAUAUGUACCACGGCUCCCAGCUAAUGGCUCAAGCUACGUUGGUGGACAGGGCCAUGGUCAGUGCUGCCACGCUGCUAGCUGGACUCUACCCUCCUCAAGGAUUUCAGCGGUGGCACCCCAACAUCACCUGGCUUCCUGUACCUGUCUACCCAAACCUGCUAGACAAGACUCUGAUCAGUCUUGACGCCAGACAAUGCCCUCGUUACUGGGUGGAACAGAACAGAUCAUUGGCAGACCUUGCCCAGAACUACAGUCACUAUAUCCCACUGUAUCACAUCGCUAGUGAGGGCAGUGGUACCAACAUAUCUACCUGCUCUGCUCUCUACCUGCUUUCGCAGAACUUAGCUUGCAUGGUAGACAAUGGACUGUCUUUGCCGAGCUGGGCUGAGGAAGUUUUCCAGUCACGUGUGUUGCCUGCAGUCAGCGGAAUGGUGCGAGACACCACCUUUAGAAACACGAAAAUGUUGAGAAUCCUCAGUGGUAUGCUUUUGGACAAGAUAGCGGAUCUGCUGAAGCGAAAGUCUCGUUCAGACAAGGAAGACUCUUUGCGAGCGACACUCCACGUGGGCAACGACCUGACUCUGAUGUGUGUUUUGGCAGCUCUGGGUCUGGGAGAUCAGCUGAUGCCUUGGUCUGCCACCUCACUGUUGGUAGAACUGCAUAGCAAUCCCCAGCUGCCUUCGGGGUAUCAAGUAGAGGUACUGAAGAUUGACGGCAGAGUUCACAGCUACAGCCCCCCGGAGGUGAUCGAGCUACCUGCUUGUGCUUCGCCGUGUGAUAGGGAUGUGUUUUUAUCUCACCUCAGCAAGUACACCGUCGCCAUGACAGAUUGGCGAAAUGAGUGCAUGGAUCUCUCUUCUCCUAGUGAUUAAAGUUCAAACUACUGUUCUAGAGUAAGAUGAAUAUAGAUGUUUGUACUAAUUUGUAUUUAUAAUUCUAAUAAAACGUGUUUGUACC
Macrosteles quadrilineatus (aster leafhopper) is the source of this 1244-nucleotide messenger RNA. RefSeq names its product lysosomal acid phosphatase-like. Gene Ontology annotation, biological process: dephosphorylation. Gene Ontology annotation, molecular function: phosphatase activity. NCBI's taxonomy places the organism in Eukaryota, Metazoa, Arthropoda, Insecta, Hemiptera, Cicadellidae. Bases 17 to 1159 code for a protein of 380 amino acids. The record is from RefSeq and is a predicted model, not a curated record. The transcript has 7 exons.